Messenger RNA from Haliotis rufescens (red abalone), 4680 nucleotides. RefSeq names its product pre-B-cell leukemia transcription factor 1-like. Gene Ontology annotation, biological process: embryonic organ development; regulation of transcription by RNA polymerase II; neuron development. Bases 190 to 1515 code for a protein of 441 amino acids. The record is from RefSeq and is a predicted model, not a curated record. Gene Ontology annotation, molecular function: RNA polymerase II cis-regulatory region sequence-specific DNA binding; DNA-binding transcription factor activity, RNA polymerase II-specific. The transcript is spliced from 9 exons. NCBI's taxonomy places the organism in Eukaryota, Metazoa, Mollusca, Gastropoda, Lepetellida, Haliotidae. Gene Ontology annotation, cellular component: nucleus.
CGAGAUUUUAUGCACACCGCCGUCGCCAUUUGUGAUUAUUAUGAAGAUGACUGAGUGAGUUUGGUGUUUGGAUUUCGAGCUUUGGACGCAUGUGUAGGAGACAAUCGACGCGGAAAUUCAGUGUGCACGUAGGACUGACAUUCACACUUUAGUGUGACGUAUUUCUGUGUUGAUUCUAAACGCCUCCAAAUGGAUAGUUUAGUUCGAUUCGCCUCGUCCGCUGCGACAACGGGCAUGGAAGAUCAACAAAGACUUCUUCAUCAGGGCCAAGUUAGCAUGGCGAGUGGAGUGAUGACCCAGCAGACUGGAUACGACCAAAACAUGCAGCAAUCUGGGAAUCCUUCCGAUCCAGACCAGCGCAAACAAGAAAUUGGGGAUAUCCUUCAACAGAUCAUGACCAUCACCGACCAAAGCUUGGAUGAGGCUCAAGCCAGGUGGGUCGACAGGAAACAUACCCUAAAUUGUCAUCGGAUGAAACCUGCGCUUUUCAGUGUGUUGUGCGAAAUCAAAGAAAAGACUGUACUGAGUAUUCGCAAUACACAAGAGGAGGAGCCCCCAGAUCCCCAGCUCAUGCGAUUGGACAAUAUGCUGAUAGCUGAAGGGGUAGCAGGGCCAGAGAAGGGGGGUGGGUCGUCGGCAGCGGCCAGCGCAACAGCUGCCGCAUCAGGGGGCCAGCCAGACAGCGCUAUUGAACAUUCAGAUUACAGGGCCAAGUUGGCCCAGAUCAGGCAGAUAUAUCACACAGAGUUAGAGAAAUAUGAACAGGCUUGUAACGAAUUCACAACACAUGUGGUCAACUUGUUACGGGAACAAAGUCGAACGCGACCCAUAGCACCUAAGGAAAUCGAAAGAAUGGUCAGCAUAAUCCGCAAGAAGUUCUCAGCAAUUGAAAUGCAACUGAAACAAAGUACAUGUGAAGCUGUGAUGAUUCUCAGAUCACGGUUCCUAGACGCCAGAAGAAAGAGGCGUAACUUCAGCAAGCAGGCUACAGAGAUACUGAAUGAAUACUUCUACUCACACCUCAGCAACCCCUACCCUUCAGAAGAAGCAAAAGAAGAACUGGCGCGGAAGUGUGGCAUUACCGUAUCUCAGGUGUCUAACUGGUUUGGCAACAAACGUAUCCGCUACAAGAAGAACAUCGGCAAGGCGCAGGAGGAGGCAAACCUGUACGCAGCCAAGGCAGCAUCAGCAGCUGCAUCCAACACCCCUGGCGGAGAUAGUGCUACAGCUCAAGGUGCAGCUGGCUUUGGGACCUCACAGUCUGGACUUAUAGGUCAGCAGCAGGGGAUGUAUAUGAACAUCAACGGAGAGAGUUAUCAAGGGGGAGACAACUCGGUAGGAGCUAAUGUUCAGUCACAGGUGAAUGCACUUCGGCAUGUUAUUUCUCAGACUGGGGGUUACAACACAGAUGGUAUCCCAGGAGGCACUGGCAUGUACGAUCACAUGCAACAACAGAAAUUUCAUCUGAGUGGGGACGAAUCGGACGCAUACGAUGAAGAGGAUCCGCAAUACUGAUGGAGUUGAGAAGAACGUAGCAAAUACGUUACGUAGACAUGACUCUUGGAGAUAUAUUUCUUUACGUUUUAAGUGCUCAUUAAUUAGUAUUAUUUGAAGGACAGAACUGUUGACUGGGUGCAGUUUUUACGAGACUUAAAGGCAACAUACAUUUAUAUCAUGACAAUUUUUUUAACAUGCAAAUUUUUAUUGGAUGAUUUUAUGUUUGGUUGUAGUCAAUGUCUAUUUGUUUUGUUUGUAGAAUUGUCAAAUCUCGAAAAAUGUUUACUCGAAGAUUCAUGCAAUAAACCUCUCGUGGAUGUGAAUUUUUUUUCAAAUCACAGCAAUAUGCCGAAAAAUGCCGAACUCUAAAACAAAGGAUAUCGACCAAAGAAGCUCAUAAUAAGAGCUGUAGUCAGUGGUUGGACAGUCUGGACGUUUCAGUAAUGGAGACCUAUGUUCAGAUCUACAGUCGCGCAUGAAUGAGAACUGGCGGUGUUUCCUAUUUCGUACCGAGAAGAAUUCUUACGGACAAAUACCUGAUAGUUCUUGUUUGGAUUAAAGUGUGAUCUUGUCCACUGUAAAGAAAAAAUUCACAUGUCUGUGACACAUCACAACAAGCAUAGACUAUUUUCUGGAUGAUUGGUACAUGCAAGCAUAAGCUCAGUAUGCUUUAGGAGAAAUCAUGUGUGUCGACGUGUAUGCAGGCAGAAAUCAUACAGUGAUUUAUCACACUGUAAGUCAAAGGUUAAUGACAACAGUGUUUGGAUUGUGGGCUUGAUUGUUAGCAGCAAGCAUACUCCAUGCAUAUGAUUGUUAUCAGAAAGUAUACAAGUGUAUGCUACUAUGUCUACAGUGUAUGCAUGUUUGUUAACAGCAAGCACACUAAUAAAUAUAUGCUUGCAUGUUAACAGCAAGCACACUGUUGUGUAUGCUUGCGUAUUGACAGCAAGUACACAAUGUGUAUGCUUGUUCAACAUGUAUGUUAACAGCAAGCACACGGUUAUGUGUAUGCUUGUUUGUCAACAGUCAUGCUUGUAUGUAAACAGCAAGCACAGUCACUGUUAUGUAUGAACUUAGUCUUGAACAACAAGCAUGCAGUUGUAUGUAAGCUUGUGCCGACAUCAAGCAUACAUGCUGGAGACUAUGUUUGUAUGUCGACCGCAGGCCUUCAAGGCUAUGUGUAAGCUUGUAUUGAAUGUAGACGGAUUAAAAAGGGUAAAUUACUGUAGAUUUCAGCCAGUAGAAUUUUGAAGAAGACAAAAUCAAAAUAAAAAGGCUGACCCAUACUUGAAUAGAGUGAAUUGUGUAUUAUUGUAUUGUCAUCUAUCUUCUGUUAUAAGAAAACUUUUAUUUCUUAAGAAUGAAAGACUGGAUAUAGUAGUGGCAAGAUUUAUUUAUUUGUCUUUUAGAAAUCUCACACUGCAAAUGUCAGAGGUGGCGAAUGUUGGACUAUGUAUCAGAAAUCUCUUACCUUUAAUAACCCCUAUGGUAACUUCUACUUUAGAUAGUAAAUACAUGUUCAUAAUGUAUUAUAGAUGGGAUUUAGGUGAAUUAGAUAUUAUAUUGUGAAAUGUUAUCACCAAUAAUGUCAACUAAAAUGUAGAAAUACUUCCUCCGUAUGAUGUGAUCAGUUUUUGUUCUAAAUGUAUUGACGUCAGGAAUAGAAUCAAUAAACCACAUCUGCUAUAUUCAGAUUAGCAAUAUUUAUGAAGUAAAACUUCACAAUUAAAGAAUCAUUAGACACAAUAAUAGUAACUGUAUCUUGGCUCCUGAAUGACAGAGAUAGGGUAACUUGCAGGAAUUAGCCCACUCCCAAAAUUUCAUAAAUUAAUCAGAUAGGCCCCUAUUUCUAGGACACUGUGGUUUUGUUAUUAUUGGAAGGUAAUUUCUGUGUACAUGUCCAUGUGAGUUUCUGAAGGAUGACUUUAUAAUGCGUGCGCACACUAUGUACGAGGUGCCAUGUCAUCCGAUAUAUAACUUAUAUUGAAAGACUAUCAAGUGCUGCAGGAAACACGAGGAGCUGCUAGAUGCUUUGUUUUCCUGUUUCAUUGACUGUGUCAUUAUGAUUUUUGUCUGUCUGUCAUUAUUGUCCAAAUCUUACCACUUCUGAAUACAACUGUCUUCAUAUGUUUUUGGUUGCAUGUGCCAUUGUCAAAUGAUAUCCUGUUUUGGCUGAACCAAACAUUGUGCCUAUUCCUUAGAAAACAAUGUUCAUUUUUGUUUGUUUGCGAUAAAUCGUGUUGUUACUAGUUGAUUUCAUAAAUUAUGUAUACAUUUACUCUUUUAGGAGUCUGGAUGUUGAAUUGUGGAAAUAAUGUUUGGUAGCAGCCAAAAUAUUACCGUAUCUGAAAUUAUCAUGGAUAUCAGCAUUACCUCCCUUUGGCCAUAAAAAUAUUUGGAGACAGUUUUAUAUAGAAGACAAGUUUGUUCUUUGCAUAAUCACAGGGACUUGUUAGUGAAUACUGUGUGGUACAUAGCUUUAAUGAUGACCAUUCCAAAACAAGCUGGGAUAGCAUGUCCAUCUUACCUAGAUGUGUGAGGGCAGAUAGUGUGGCAUCAGAUCUUGAAUGUACUUAAUACCUCUUCAUUUGCUGAUGUCAGGACAAAUGUUAAAAGUUGAUGGAAUCCUGAUGAUAUGUUGCUUAAAAAAUACUUUAAAAUAGUUCAUUUGUGUCAGAAGUAAUUGUGAAAUUUAUUGUAUUUUUAUUUCAUUGUCAGAAUCGUGACAUUUUGUAAAAAUUGAAAAUAAUAAUUCACUUUGUUGCAAAUGUUGUUAUAUUUUUGAUCACUUUUACUCAUUAUCCUUGUGUAAUGAAUUCACAUUUGACAGAUCAUGCUCAUGAGAGUUUUCAUGACCUUGACCUUCAGUGUUGAAAAUUGCUGCCGGUCACUCAUCUAGAUUUGAUUGCCAAGUUAUCAUAUUAAAGUAAUAAGCGGUGCUACCUCAUCGUUGAGAAAAUGUCAAACCAACAAGUAAAAUUAAAUCUAGCUUGCAUGCAGAUAUCUCAGUAAUUGCAUAGUCAAUAACAAAGAUAGCCAAAUUGUAGAUUUCAUGUUCUGCAGCCAGACUGACAUGACCUUUGUAGGUCAUACAAAGGUCAUGAGGUCAUUUCAGUCCUUAUAUUGUGUGAAAUUUGUGUACUGUACUUCAAAAAACAAACAUGCAUUAAAUGUGUAAACGUU